AUGCUCUUCUUAAGGCAUUUCAGCAUCUGUUUCUUAUUUUAUUCUGUUCGGGCUGAAUUGGGAGUUCCGGAGUUGAGAGUUGUACCAAAUGGAGCCGAUAUCAUGUCUGUACCCCGUGGACCUCACGUACCCAUUGGUCAAUACACCGUCGGCAGAACCUACACUUUCGAAGUUUUCCUUGAUGAAACAACUCAACAUGACUACGUGAUAAACAGCUGCUUCAUGAAUAAUGAUCAGAUCAUUGGUCCUAACGGGUGCGUGGAUUGUGGGACCUGUAUCAGCAAAUCCGUGGAAACCGAGUCGUACAACAAACCCGGUGCUAUCAAAAGAACUCUGGUAGAAUUCGUUGCCAGAUCAUCCACCAUUCAAUUCACUUGUCACAUUACAAGAUACUUAUGCUCUGGGUGUGCCGAGCGCUCCUGCCAACGGUACAAUAUGAUUCCUUGGAGUCAUUUUCAAGUCAUUGGCCAGAAAGAGGAAGCCUACAUGUACCCUCCAAGUGGAUACCCGAUUGGACCAAUGGGAGCAUUCCCUAUUCCUAUUCCUCCUAACAUCUAUCCAACUCCUCCUAUGGGUGGAUUCCAUAUGCCUCCUCAAGCUCCUCCACAAAUGCCACCUCCGGUCGGACCACCAGGUCCCCCGGCUGCAUAUGGCGGAGGUGCUGGAGUGUGGCCAUGGUGGGUAUGGCUCCUAAUCAUUCUCCUUCUACUCCUCCUUCUUUGCUGUCUUUUGGCACUUUGUUUUGCUGCUUUCAUGAAGAGAAGAAAGGAAAAGAAGACAACUGAGGUUGUUGUCGUUGAUGGCAAGGAUUGUGCAGUUGGAACGGAUCAUGUUACGAUGACAUGCGUCGGAACUGAUACCCAGGAUAUUGUGAAAGUGCAACCAGCAGUUGUCCUUGGAGCCGACAGUCUGGAACAACAUCACCACCAUCAACUACAUCAACAAAACCAAUACUCCCGAAAUCAAGCGGAGUACGACCAAGGAUCUGUGAUGGCCGGAGGAUCUUAUUCUCUGAGAGAAGGAGUGGUCCACGAGGGAUACACACGCACUCUUCCAAGAGAAGUCUACGCUGCUAAUGAUCGUUAUGCCAGUCGCGACCGCUCAUUCGAACGUCACAGCCAAGACAAGUACACCGAUCGCUCGAGCUACCGUAACUUUGCCUAUGAGAGAGAUAUGGGAAAAGUGGAGCCAAUGGAUGGAUUUGAUGAGGUCGAGACACGUGAACGCACGUAUUGCUUGAGCGAUGAUGAUCAGGAACUUGUCGAGAAGAAUAUCAAGAGAACUCAUACUACCAGAUACGUCACUGAAACCAGAGAGUACGAGCCAGAGCAUGACAACGAGGAAAGAAUGAGAGGAGACGAGUAUCACCAUGCCAGCUACACCCACAGCCUUCCGGUAUAA
This is a messenger RNA of Caenorhabditis remanei, 1401 nucleotides long. RefSeq lists its product as uncharacterized. The transcript has 11 exons. The coding region runs from base 1 to 1401 and encodes 466 amino acids. The record is from RefSeq and is a predicted model, not a curated record. Lineage: Eukaryota; Metazoa; Nematoda; Chromadorea; Rhabditida; Rhabditidae.